Messenger RNA from Rhinolophus ferrumequinum (greater horseshoe bat), 4952 nucleotides. It is a transcript of the gene ELOA, whose product is annotated as elongin A. Lineage: Eukaryota; Metazoa; Chordata; Mammalia; Chiroptera; Rhinolophidae. Gene Ontology annotation, biological process: transcription elongation by RNA polymerase II. Gene Ontology annotation, molecular function: protein binding. The record is from RefSeq and is a predicted model, not a curated record. Bases 41 to 2440 code for a protein of 799 amino acids. The transcript has 11 exons. Gene Ontology annotation, cellular component: nucleus; elongin complex.
GGCCCGGAAGGGGCCAGUCCCGCUUCCGUCUCCGCCGGGGAUGCACGGAGGGCGGAGCUGCGGCCCGAGGACGCGACGCGAGCCCAGUUCCGGCGAGGAGGCCGCGCCAGUGACAGCGAUGGCGGCGGAGUCGGCGCUCCAAGUUGUGGAGAAGCUGCAGGCGCGCCUGACUGCGAACCCGGACCCGAAGAAGCUAUUGAAAUAUUUGAAGAAACUCUCCACUUUGCCUAUUACAGUAGACAUUCUUGCGGAGACCGGUGUUGGAAAAACAGUAAAUAGCUUACGAAAACACGAGCACGUUGGAAGCUUUGCCAGGGACCUCGUGGCCCAGUGGAAAAAAUUGGUUCCUGUGGAACGAAACACAGAGCCUGAUGAACAGGACUUUGAGAAGAGCAAUUCCCGAAAGCGCCCCAAGGAUGCUGGUCAGAAGGAGGAGGACGCGGACUACCAAGAAAACUGGAAAGCCUCCGGCAGCCAGCCGUACAGUCCUGACCACAGACAGAAGAAACACAGAAAACUCGCAGAGCUCGAGAGACCUCACAAAGCGUCUCACAGUCAGGAGAGGAGAGACGAGAGAAAGAGGGGCCACAGGGUUUCCCCAGUUUACUCUUCAGACCAUGAAUCUUCCGAUUACGGCCAUGUUCAGUCCCCUCCGUCGUCUGCCAGCCCACAUCAGAUGUUGGUGGACCGUUGCAGGUCCCCGGAGGAGGACCACGAGCCCUUUGUCCCACACCAGAAGCCUGGAAAAGGUCCCAGUAAUGCCUUUCAGGACAGACUGGGCUUCAGUCAGGAACGACAGUUCGGUGAGCCCCAGGGGAAAGGGGUUGGAAGUCAGAACAAGGAGCCCAGGUCUUCCCAUAAAGAAAAACGUCCAGUGGAUGCCAGGGCCGAUGAGAAGUCGUCUUUGAGCAGAGAGAAAUCCCACAAGGCCAUCUCCAAAGAGGAAAACCGGAGGCCUGUCUCAGGGGAUGGCACAAAGGAGAAACCACCCUCUAGUGGUGUCAAGAAAGAGAAGGAAAGAGAGGGCAGCACCAAGAAGUUUUUAUCCCCCUUGGAAAUUGCUUCGGACAACCACCUUAAAAAGCAAAAGCACAAAGACUCAGAGAAAACCAAAUCAGACAAAAACAAGCAAAGUCUAGACAGCUUAGACAUAGGAAAGGGGGCAGGAGACCUGCUGUCCAAGGCGAAAGAGAAGGUUUCUAACAACUUAAAGACUCAAGAAAGGAAAAUGAAAACUGCCCAUUCAGAUAGGAAGUCAGUGGGCUCCCUCCCCAAAGUUGAGGAGGCCGAUAUGGACGAUGAAUUCGAGCAGCCCACCAUGUCUUUUGAGUCAUACCUCAGCUAUGACCAGCCCCGCAAGAAAAAGAAAAAGAUUGUGAAAACCUCAGCUGCGACCGUUGGAGAAAAAGGACUUAAAAAAAAUGAUUCGAAAGUCACUAGUAAAAAUUUGGACGUAGUUCAGAAAUCACCUAAGGUGACCGAAAACAAGUCAGAGAAGCUUCAGCCUGCCGGAGCCGAUUCAGCCAAGCCGAGAAAGGUCCCCACUGAAGCAUUGCCAGUGUUGCCAGACCUCCCCUUACCUAUGCUACAGGCCAAUUACCGGCCACUUCCUUCCCUCGACUUGCUGCCCUUCCAACCAAAGCGAAAAGCACACUCUUCACCCCAGGAAGAGGAAGAAGCUGGAUUUACUGGACGGAGAAUGAAUUCUAAGAUGCAGGUGUAUUCUGGUUCCAAGUGUGCCUAUCUCCCCAAAAUGAUGACCUUGCACCAGCAGUGCAUCCGGGUCCUUAAAAACAACAUCGACUCAAUCUUUGAAGUGGGAGGCGUCCCAUAUUCUGUUCUUGAACCUGUUUUGGAGAGGUGUACGCCUGAACAGCUGUAUCGUAUAGAGGAAUAUAAUCACGUGUUAAUUGAAGAAACAGAUCAAUUAUGGAAAAUUCACUGUCAUCGAGACUUUAAGGAAGAAAGGCCAGAAGAGUAUGAGUCAUGGCGGGAGAUGUACCUGCGGCUUCAGGAUGCGCGAGAGCAGCGGCUACGAUUGCUGACAAAGAAUAUCCGAUCUGCACAUGCCAAUAAGCCCAAAGGCCGACAAGCAAAGAUGGCCUUUGUGAACUCGGUGGCCAAGCCACCUCGUGAUGUUCGAAGGAGGCAGGAGAAGUUUGGAACAGGAGGAGCAGCUGUGCCCGAGAAAAUCAAGAUUAAGCCAGCCCCGUACCCCACAGGAAGCAGCCACGCUCUCUCCAGCACUGGCAGCAGCAACAGCUUUAACGCCAGCCCUGAGGAGCCGGCCUAUGACGGCCCGAGCACCAGCAGUGCCCACCUGGCGCCCGUGGUCAGCAGCACUGUUUGCUAUGAUCCUAGGAAACCGACUGUGAAGAAAAUUGCCCCAAUGAUGGCUAAGACGAUUAAAGCUUUCAAGAACAGAUUCUCCCGACGAUAAACUGAGGACUUGCCUUGGGGAUAGAAUUUGGGGGUGAGAAUACAAGGACAGUGGGGGUUGGGGAAUGGAACUUCCAAAGGAGACCGGAGGCUUUUGCUUUAUGGAGCCUCUGGUCUCUGAAUCCUGCAGUUUGCAGGUGUUGCACCUGUGAAGCUGUGAGCCUCAGCCACUGCCUCCCUGCCUGGAGAACACUUCAGAAUUCUGAAGAAGAUGUGAAGCCUCAGUCUCACUGAGGAUUUUAAGGUCAAUUAUACUUUUGUUGUUAAUUAGCUUCUUUGUAAACUAUAAGACAUAGUUUUUAAUUAAUAAAUGUUGCCCCCAGAUUGUAUUUAUAUUACCCCCAGGUUUUUUGUUUUUGUUUUUGUCCUCUACCACACACUUAGCCUGUUAUUUUUAGGGUCCUUUGUUAGACAGAAGCCUAGUGAAAGCCAUUCCCCUGUCCCAGUUCACCUCUCCUGAGUGGACUCUGGUCCAGAGGGAGGACUGGGCAUCCCCGGGGCCUGUGUGCUGCCUGCCCCAUGGAGGGCAUGGAGUGGGGCCCGGGCUGCCUGUCCUAGAGGGGAGCCUCAGCGUGCAGACAGAAGUGUUCAGCUUAGACCCCUCACCUCUGAGACCCUGCUCAGUGUCGCUUUGCGUCCCUGUGCAGGUGCAUCUCUUUCUUACUCAUUAAAUAGUAUUUAUUAAGGGAAGUUAUUUGUAAAGGUCUAGAGUCUUUCCCCCAUCCUUUUUGCCAGUCUUCCCCCCAUGCCCCUCCCGUCCCCCGUUUUUUUUGUGACUGACUAGAGGACACAGAACCUUGGGAGAUCCAUUUGCACAGAAACCCAGCAUUUUUACAAUUUCCAGUUUUUGAUUCAAAAUUGUAGGGUUUUUUCCUUCCCUAUUUUUCCUUCUCCCACUAGCAUGGAGGAAAAAGUACAAAUACAUGGCAGGGCUUUUGGUUGCGCUCCCCCCCGCCCCCCCACAAUACAACUUCAGAGUUUUAAAAGCCAGCACUUUAAUCUCUUGAUCCCUGUGAAUUACUACUAGAAGUGAAUGCUUUUAAAAGUUGUAAUGCUAUGUUGGAAAUUGGUUUUGUUUUUGCUUCCUUUAAAAGGUAAGAUCAUGUGACUGGAAGAGCACAACAAUUUGCUAUGUUUUGUAGAGAACUUUGCAGCCGAAGCUUUUUUAAGCCAGAAUUGGGAGGGAAGGGCCAAGGUAAUGAAAGUGUGUGAGCUGCGGCGUCAGGAUGGGGGAGAACUGCAAGGCCAUGCAUCUGGUUUGGGAAGGGAGGCGCUCACUUGCCAGUGCACGUAGAAGCAAGCUGAGGACUCGGACGACAGUAUCCGUGCUCUUCUUGGCUGUGAAGAGCACUGAUCUAGUAGGAACCCACCUGGCUGUGAUCCAGGUGGAAGUAGGUGCCCGUCCUGACGAAACCUGAUAAGUAGACUGAGGGCGUGAUUAGUGUGACAGCCUGAGGAGCUUGGCCGUCAGGCCCCCCAACAAGCUCACUCAGAGCCCAGAAUAUGGAGCCCACAGUUUUUAACCAGCCUCGAGGCCUCAGUGAGGUAACUGCAGGUUCCGGAGCAGUGCAGGAAGUCUGUGCAGCAAGAGCUGCCCUGUUCAGUGAGCGUUUCUCUGGGGGUGCCUGCCGCGACCGGACAUAUAAGUAUUGCUGUGUUUUAAUUUGCUGUACUUUUUAAUGGAUAAAGCAUUACUUCUCUUGAUUAUUUGUAUUACCAUUCCACGCCUACCCCCUACCUAGCCUGCUCACCCAACUCUGAUAUUAGGAAGCCUCUUACCUAAAACCAAAUGAGCAUCUGGGUCAGGUGCCAGGUACCUAUUGCCUAGAAUAGCUUCCUCGAAGUAUCCACGACCUUGAACUUGUCUCUUAGCUGUGUGUUCAUGUCUUUGUCAUUGAAACCAGUUUUCAUAUUCAGAUUCAGUUGUGUAUGAUUCAGUUUCCUUUAUUAGGCAUCUUGAAGCAGGGAGGGAGAAAAAGACACAUAUUUGUUCAUGCCAACAUCAGUACCAUAAGGACUUUUGGAUCACCCUGAUUGCAUAGAGCCAGGACUCACCCUCUUCCUCCAAGAGUGUCUGCCUCAGGGUGGGACUUGGUGAGAAGAGAAAGGAGGGUAGAGGAAAAGCCGAAUUUCUAACCAACCCUGUCACCUAGGUCAUAGAAAUGGCUGCAGAACAGAUGCAGAUGUCGAACCUUUGGUCUCAUUUGUGAAAACUUGUGCAAUUUUUUUUUCUGUGCUACACUACAUACAAAUCACCAAAUUACAAAUUAACCCUUUGUGAUUGUUGGUGUAAUGAGCAGUUUCUUUGGGGCUUUCUCUUUCUUUCCGGGAAGGGGGAGGGAAAGGAGCAAGGUAUCGUCCUGCUCUUCAUUUGUAUUUUGGUCCCAAAAUGUAAAUACAAUUUUCUAUGUUACUUUUUUGUGGUAACUACCAAGAUGAAUAUUUUAAUUAGAUAAGUUAUAUGAAAAGGAAGAAAAUUCCAUGUCUAAAUAAAAAAACAAACAAAAAUCCCA